AUGGAAGGGGGAGAUGUUGGGGCGGAGGGCCGCCCCACGUGGAAAAGCAGCAGCAGCUCCUCCCGAGGAGAAGCCUCUCUUCACAGCCAAAGGUGCGGUCCAUCCAUGAAGAUGGAAGCUAAGUUUUGUGAGACAGAAAGUACUCGGUUGGAGGAAGGGCAGCGGACCUGGGACCCGGCGUGUGCCAAAGAUGCCGUCUCACGCAGCAGUGAAGAGACAGUGCUGAUCCAUUCUCUUUGCAGAGGUGUGGAGACAGCUGCUUCUCCAGUCCAGUCUCCAGUUUCUUUUGAGGAGGUGUCAGUGCAUUUCACUGAGGUAGAGUGGGCCCUGCUGGAUCCGGACCAAAGAGCUCUCUACAAGGAAGUCAUGCUGGAGAACUACAGGAGUGUGGCCUCUCUGGAGCUCCUUAGGCAUCAGAGAACACAUAAACCUUAUACCUGCUCAGACUGUGGCAAGAGCUUCUCACAAAAAUCAGACCUUUUUCAACACGAAAGAAUUCAUUCUGGAGAGAAGGCACAUAAAUGCUUUCAUUGUGGGAAGUACUUCAGAUACAGAUCACACCUCCUUGUGCACCAAAGAGUACACACAGGGGAGAAACCUGUUGAAUGCUCAGAGUGUGGAAAGAGAUUCAGUCAGAGUGGCAGUCUUCGAAAUCAUCUAAGAACCCACACAGGGGAGAAACCUGUUGAAUGCUCAGAGUGUGGAAAGAGAUUCAGUCAGAGUGGCAGUCUUCGAAGUCAUCUAAGAACCCACACAGGGGAGAAACCUUUUGAAUGCUCAGAGUGUGGAAAGAGUUUCAGAAAGAGUAGCCAUCUUCAAAGUCAUUUAAGAACCCACACAGGGGAGAAACCUUUUGAAUGCUCAGUGUGUGGAAAGAGAUUCAGUCGCUGUGACGGGCUUCGAAGUCAUCUAAGAACCCACACAGGGGAGAAACCUUUUAAAUGCUUGGAGUGUGGAAAGAAAUUUCGUCAGACUGGUGAACUUAAAAUGCAUCAAAGAACCCACACAGGGGAGAAACCUGUUGAAUGCUCAGAGUGUGGAAAGAGAUUCAGUGAGAGUGGCAGUCUUCGAAGUCAUCUAAGAACACACACAGGUGAGAAACCUUUUGAAUGCUCAGUGUGUGGAAGGAAAUUCAGUCGCAGUGGCAGUCUUCAAAGGCAUCAAAGAACCCACACAGGUGAAAAACCUUUUGAAUGCUUAGAGUGUGGAAAAAGAUUCAGUCACAGUGGCAGUCUUCGAAGUCAUCUAAGAACACACACAGGUGAGAAACCUUUUGAAUGCUCAGUGUGUGGAAAGAAAUUCAGUCGCAGUGGCAAUCUUCAAAGUCAUCUAAGAACCCACACAGGUGAGAAACCUUUUGAAUGCUCAGUGUGUGGAAAGAGAUUCAGUCAAAAUAGCAGUCUUCGAAGUCAUCUAAGAACCCACACAGGAGAGAAACCUUUUGAAUGCUCAGUGUGUGGAAGGAGAUUCCGUGAGAGUGGCAGUCUUCAAAAUCAUUUAAGAACCCACACAGAGGAGAAACCUUUUGAAUGCUCAGAGUGUGGAAAGAGAUUCAAUCAGAGUGGCAGUCGUCAGCAUCAAAGAAUCCACACAGGGGAGAAACCUUUUGAGUGCUCAGAGUGUGGAAAAAGAUUCAUUCAGAGUAGCCAUCUUCAAAGGCAUCGAAGAACCCACACAGGGGAGAAACCUUCUGAAUCCUCAGAGUGUGGAAAGAAAUUCAGAAAGAGUAGCCAUCUUCAAAGUCAUUUAAGAACCCACACAGGGGAGAAACCUUUUGAAUGCUCAGAGUGUGGAAAGAGAUUUACUAGCAGUGGUGAUCUUCAAAGGCAUUUAAGAACCCACACAGGGGAGAAACCUUUUGAAUGUUCAGAUUGUGGAAAGAGAUUCAGUCAGAGUAGCAGUCUUCGAAGUCAUCUAAGAACCCACACAGGGGAGAAAUCUUUUGAGUGCUCAGAGUGUGGAAAAAGAUUCAUUCAGAGUAGCCAUCUUCAUAGGCAUCGAAGAACCCACACAGGGAAGAAACCUUUUGAAUGCUCCGAGUGUGGAAAGAGAUUUACGUUCAGUGGCAUUCUUCAACAGCAUCAGAGAACCCACACAAGAAACGGAGAUUGGUGCACAAUCCUAAAUCUAAAGCACGUCAACAAAUUUAUCCGGCUCAAACGUUUCAGGAUGGAGACACUCAGGUCCAUCAUAGAGGCACUCCGUCCCCAAGUGUUUCUGACGUCAAUAGACCUGACGGAAGUGUAUUUACACAUCCCCAUCUACCCCGAGCACCGAAUGUUUCUCCACUUUGCGUACAACCUUGAUCACUAUCAGUUUCGAGCCCUCCCGUUCGGUCUCUCAUCGGCCCCGAGGGGCUUUACCAAGGUCUUGGUGACAUUGGUGGCUCACCUGAGAGAGGUAGGGAUCCACAUCUUCCCAUAUUUAGAUGAUAUCCUGGUGAGCACUCCUUCUGAACAACUGCCCUUACAGCACACGGAGACCGUCCUCUGGGCUCUAGAACUCCAAGGUUUCCUGCCAAACGUCCACCCACACUCAGCCAGGGAUGAGGAUUUUGUCCCGAGUCGGCAGACUUACCAGCCGACGCGGGACAACAAACCGACGACUCCGCUGACUCUUCCACCCCUCGCAGACAACGAGGGGAGCUGA
Euleptes europaea (tarantolino) is the source of this 2649-nucleotide messenger RNA. Its product is annotated as zinc finger protein 709-like. Gene Ontology annotation, molecular function: RNA polymerase II cis-regulatory region sequence-specific DNA binding; DNA-binding transcription factor activity. NCBI's taxonomy places the organism in Eukaryota, Metazoa, Chordata, Lepidosauria, Squamata, Sphaerodactylidae. The record is from RefSeq and is a predicted model, not a curated record. Gene Ontology annotation, biological process: regulation of transcription by RNA polymerase II. The coding region runs from base 1 to 2649 and encodes 882 amino acids. The transcript is spliced from 9 exons.